GAUGAUUUGACCACCACUAAUGUUUCAUUAUUGAUUGAAGAUGACCCUGGACUUGCAGCAUCAAGUGGUGUUUAUCGAGAAUUUCACCAAUCAGUAAAACGUAGUCCAUCCAACAUGCAGGUGUUUAACUUGAUGUCUGAUUGUGAAAAUAUUUGUUCAGAACAUGUCAUAUUAUUAAGGAAAUUAGUCAACAGAUCAACCAAAAAUGCUCAACACAAAUUUCAGAAAACAUAUGACACAUUAGAAUUAUUAGAAAAUGAGAAAUAUACGUGGCAGUUAUUACGGUCUCUAUCUAAAGAUAGAUUAUUAGAUACAGAAGAUAAUAAUGAUGAAGAAGAAAUGAUAUUAGAUACACCAGCAAAGAUGAUAGUUGAUGAUUUAUUUGAAAAAACACCAUUAAUAAGACAAUCUCAGUUGGUGAUAGAUUGGUUAGAAAAUUGUUCUUUAGAUAAUCUAGAGAUGUUUUCUGAUGAUGUUAGAUUCUUCUCUGAUCAGUCUGUAGCUUGGGAAAAUUCACUUCAUGAACUGAAACAAAAGAAAGAAGGUAAAAUGGUCCGAACCUCUAGAGUGUUUGUUGAUGAAUUGGAUCCUGAUGCACCUAUACGUCAGAACAGUUCAUUAGAUGAUUUAGAUAAGGAAGAUGAAUUGAGAUUAUUACAACAUAUGUUUGUAUGCAUCAGAGCUGGACAGUUAGAUCGGGCACAAGAAGUUUGUCGUAAUUGUGGCCAGUCAUGGAGAGCAGCAACAUUAGAAGGUUGGCAGCCAUUUCAUGAUUCUAAUUAUCAGAAGUUGGGUGAAGGUGGUCAAGUUGAAUCUAUACAGGGUAAUCAAUAUAGAGAUGUCUGGAAACUUGUUUGUUGGAAAAUGGCACGAGAGGCAAAAUUUGAUAAAUAUGAGAAAUCUAUCUAUGGAGUGAUGAGUGGUAAUUUGUCAGCUAUAUUACCAGUAUGUAAAUCAUGGCAUGAUUAUUUAUGGGCCUAUUUUAAAGUGAUGGUUGAUACACAUGUUGAAGGUGAAAUAAGAAGAAAUACCAAAUCUGCCAGAAAAUUUGUAGACUUACCACCAGAAUAUUUUAGUAAAUUGUUGUAUCCAGAUUUGGUGUUUGCUGAAAUUGAGGCUAGUUUAAAUGAGAAAAUUCAACUGGAAUGUAAUUUAUGGUAUAAUGUGAUACAGAAGUAUAUUAUACUAGGAGAUAUUUCUACAUUAAUUCAGGUUAUGUACAAAUGGAUUCAAUCAGACAAUAAUGGAAUUCCACAACAUCUUGUACGUUUUAUGGCACAUCUAGUUCUUGUAUUACGUAGAAUAACAGAUAUAGCAGAGGAAGAGAAAGCUAUAGUAAUUAUAGAGACUUAUAUAGACAUUUUAAUUAAAAAUGGUAAUAAAGAAUUAGUAGCAUUCUAUGUGUCCAACUUACCUAAAACAUCUCAGAUUAAUUGGUAUGCCAAGUUUUUAGAAGGUAUAGAAGAUAAAGAAGAAAGACAGCAUGUAUUAAAUCUAGCUGAAGAAGAAGAAUUAGAUAUAGGUUUAAUAACCAAAACUGUAGUAGAAAAUAUACGUAAACGGGAAGAUUCAAGCACUGUAUCAGAUAGUGCUUGUAAUAUUGAAAUAACAGAUGAAGACCGUGAGAAAAUUGAAGCCAUUGAUUGGCUGGUGUUUGAUCCUAAACACAGAUCAGAGGCUGUUAAACAAGCUAAUGCUGUAAUGAGAGGUUUUAUAGCUGUCAAGAAACAUGAAGCAGCAAAACAAGUAUUUCAUAAGUUACCCAAUGAUUCCAUUGACAUUAUAUAUAAAAUACACCAUAGUACAGCUGGUCACAGAAAUCUAAAACCAGCAGAUGAAAAUGCUAUCAGAGAAUACAUGUGUAUAAAGGCAUAUCUAGAUGCUGUGGACAGUUUUAAUGACUGGUUUUCAUUCUUCCAUCAUGCUAAGCCUCAGAAACCUAAUUUAACUGUUGGAGCCAGCUUUACUGAUAAAGUAGCUUAUGAACAUAGAAUGAAACAAUUUGAAUCAGAAUUAGAUAGAUGGAGACAUAACCUCACUGCCCAAACAAAGAUUAGUAAAGAUAGAAUAUAUAAUUUAUUAUUAUUUACUGAUGGUGGUUGGAUGGUGGAUUUAGUACAGGAUAGCAAUGAAGAUGAAGGAAGAAGCUUACAGUUGAAAAGAUUAAGAGAAUUACACAUUCCUGGUUUAUGUUUUAACCUACAUCAUAUGUUACACUCUUCUGGACUGUAUGCCGAAUGUUUACAACUUGCUGAUUAUAUAGCAUCAGAACGAUAUCUCUUAUACAAGGAAUUCAAUCCAGAAAAUUUAAAGACCUUACUUCGUCAUUUACAAGAUUCUUCCUUACAAUUAUUAGAUGAGAAUAAAGAUCCAUUGGGAUAUGAUCUGGUAUAAUAUGUAUUAAAGAUAGAUGCCACCCGUUCUAUUUUGAUCAUGUUAAUUCUAUAUAAUUUUUGAAUAUAUUGCCGUCACCCAUGUCCGUCCAUCCGUCCACAAUUGCUCGUAAACACUCUACAAGACACAAUUCUUUAUGGAUUUUGACAAAACCUGGUAUGAGUGUUCGUAAUCACCCAAGGAUGAACCUUAUUGAAAAUCAGAAGAAUCAAAAAAUAUUUAGUAUGAGUAAUGGCCCUUGUUCAAUUUUUAGCUUGUAAACACUUUAGAAGGCACAAUUCUUGACAGAUUUUAACGAAACAUGGGGUGAGUGUUCGUAAUCACCCAAGGAUGAACCCUAUCGAAAAUCAUGAGAUUCAAGAAAUAUUAAUUAAGUGUUACUGCCCCUGUUUUUGAGAAUGCGUUCAAUUUUUAGCUCUUAAACAGUUUUGAAGGCACAAUUCUUGACAGAUUUUGACAAAAUUUAGCAUGAGUGUUUCUUUUCACCCAAGGAUAAACCCAAAUAUUUAGUAGGAGUUAUUGCCCUUGUUCUUGAAAACUUGUUCAAUUUUUAGCUCGUUAACAUUUUAGAAGGCUCAAUUCUUGACAAAUUUUGAUGAAACUUGGUUAAAUUGCUUAUUAUAAACCAUGGAUAAAUAUCGAAAAUCCAAAAAAUCGAAAAAUGUUUCAUAGUAGAAAUGGACCUCGUUCUUGAAAACGCUUUCAAUUUUUAGCUCUUAAACACUAAAAGGCAUGAUUAAUGCCAGAUUUUGACAAAACGUGGUUUUACUAUUCAGUAAUGCGCUGGGUUGAAUAUUUACCUUUUAGGGUUUUCACGAGCUAAAAAUUGAACAAAAAUUGAACACGUUUCAAGAACAAGGGCAUUAAUUCAUACUCAAUAUUAUUCAGUAUUGCCCCAAAAAGUUCAAAAGAAGUGUAAGACUGAAGGUUGAUUAUUUCAUACUGGUGAUUGUUACUGUACUGCCAAAUAUUUUUAUUUUAAAUCAAAGCUGAAAGUUUGGCGUAUAUUACCUUGCCUGGCAAGCUAUCUUUUUAGUAUGUAAACACCAAUAAAUUGAUGAAUAAAGUAAAUUGUAUAUUUUUA
Molecule: messenger RNA, 3478 nt
Organism: Lottia gigantea (owl limpet)
Lineage: Eukaryota; Metazoa; Mollusca; Gastropoda; Lottiidae
Exons: 20
Coding region: 115-2394 (759 amino acids)
Biological process (GO): protein import into nucleus; mRNA export from nucleus; post-transcriptional tethering of RNA polymerase II gene DNA at nuclear periphery
Cellular component (GO): nuclear pore outer ring; nuclear pore
Molecular function (GO): structural constituent of nuclear pore
Source: RefSeq, a predicted model, not a curated record